Messenger RNA from Rotaria socialis, 1155 nucleotides. Lineage: Eukaryota; Metazoa; Rotifera; Eurotatoria; Philodinida; Philodinidae. The record is from the annotation of a GenBank genome assembly.
AUGACUUCUGCAUUAUAUUAUCAAUCACUGACAGUACCCCAACAACAACAACAACAACAGCAACCACAAAUACCAAUGUACUAUCAUCCACAACAACAUCAACCUCAAUUGUUACAGCAACAAGUACUACCACAACAAAUUCAUCAUAUGAUGCCAUCAUCACAUGCACAAAAUCGUGAACAACAUCAUCAACCCAAAGAACUACAUAAGCCAAAGGGUCGAAUGAGUGCAUAUACAUUUUUUGUCCAAAAAUGUCGAGAUGAACAUCGUAAAGCGUAUCCAAAUGAAAAUGCUAACUUUAGUGAAUUUUCAAAAAAAUGUGCUGAAAAAUGGAAGACAAUGACCGAAAGUGAGAAAGCAAAAUUUGCUGCACAAGCUGAAAUUGAUAAACAACGAUUUGAUCGUGAAAUGGCCAUCUAUCAACCUGGUGAAAAACGUACAAAAAAAAAGAAAAAAGAUCCACUUGCACCAAAACGACCAUUAUCAGCAUUUUUUCAUUAUUGUAAAGAAGAACGACCAAAAUUAAAAGCUAUAAAUCCAAGUUUAUCUGUUGGUGAAAUUGCCAAAGAAUUAGGUGAUCGAUGGAAUCAUACAGCUCCCGAUGGAAAACUAACUUAUGAAGAAUCAGCACAACGAGAUAAAGAAAGAUAUGAAAAAGAAAUGAAUGAAUUUAAAUUGGCAAAUAAAAAAGCUUUAAAAUCUAAUGCAUCACCCCAAACAAUACCACCACCACCACCGCCACCACCACUACAACAUCAGUCCGAACAACAAGUCAGAAUACAUCAAGAUCAACAACAACAACAACAACAGCAACAACAGUACUCUUCUCCAUCAUACCAAUUACCUUCCUUUAAUCCUAUGCAAUCUUUUCAACCUCAAACAUUCGGUCAAAUGAAUAAUUUUCAAGAUAAUGGCUUAACAUCAUCUCUUUUUCCUCAUUAUAAUGGUUAUUCAUUACAAAUGCCACAUAACAAUGUGCAAAUGCAACAAUUUCAAGUUUUGCAACAACAGCAUCAACAACAACAACAACAACAACAUAUGCAGCAUCAGACUUAUCAAACAUUAACAUCAGUUAAUACUAAUCAUCACGAACAACGACACGAUGAUCAAGAUAAUGGCGAUGAUAACGAUACUGAAUCUGAUGAUGAAGAAUAG